GCGGGACUACGGCACCCACAUCGCCCCGCGCGGCGGGGAGCGCACUGCGGCUGUGCGGCGGCCGGGGCGCCGUCGGGCUGGGCGGUGGCCAGCGGACGGGAGCCGGGUGUGAGCCCGGUGGCAGCAGCGUGAGCCGGCCCGCGGCCACCAUGUCGGCGCCGUCCGAGGAGGAGGAGUACGCGCGGCUGGUGAUGGAGGCGCAGCCCGAGUGGCUGCGCGCCGAGGUGAAGCGGCUGUCGCACGAGCUGGCCGAGACCACGCGCGAGAAGAUCCAGGCGGCCGAGUACGGGCUGGCGGUGCUCGAGGAGAAGCACCAGCUCAAGCUGCAGUUCGAGGAGCUCGAGGUGGAUUACGAGGCCAUCCGCGGCGAGAUGGAGCAGCUCAAGGAGGCAUUUGGACAGGUGCACACGAACCACAGGAAGGUGGCCGCGGAUGGUGAGAGCCGGGAGGAGAGUCUGAUCCAGGAGUCGGCCUCCAAGGAGCAGUACUAUGAGCGGAAGGUGCUGGAGCUGCAGACGGAGCUGAAGCAGCUGCGCAAUGUGCUCACCAACGCUCAGUCGGAGGGCGAGCGCCUGGCCUCGGUGGCACAGGAGCUGAAGGAGAUCAAUCAGAACGUGGAGCUUCAGCGGGGCCGCCUCCGGGAUGACAUCAAGGAGUACAAGUUCCGGGAGGCCCGCCUGCUGCAGGACUACUCGGAGCUGGAGGAGGAGAACAUCGGCCUGCAGAAGCAGGUGUCUGUGCUCAGGCAGAACCAGGUGGAGUUUGAGGGCCUCAAGCAUGAGAUCAAGCGACUGGAGGAGGAGACUGAGUACCUCAACAGCCAGUUGGAGGACGCCAUCCGGCUCAAGGAGAUCUCGGAGCGGCAGCUGGAGGAGGCGCUAGAGACGCUGAAGACGGAGCGGGAGCAGAAGAACAGCCUGCGCAAGGAGCUGUCGCACUACAUGAGCAUCAACGACUCCCUCUACACCAGCCAUCUGCACGUUUCUCUGGAUGGCCUCAAGCUCAGCGAUGACGCCGAGGCCCUGGCUAACGGCUUUGAGCACGGCUGCCUGGCCAAGCUGCCCCUGGACAACAAGACCUCCACGCCCACCAAGGACGGUCUGGCCCCGCCCUGCCCCGGCCUCGUGUCCGACCUCCUCAGCGAGCUCAACCUCUCGGAGGUCCAGAAGCUGACGCAGCAGUUGGUGCAGAUGGAGCGGGAGAAGGCGGGCCUGCUAGCGACCCUGCAGGACGCGCAGAAGCAGCUGGAGCAGGCUCGAGGGGCCCUGUCGGAGCAGCGGGAGGAGGUGAGCCGCCUCACCGAGAGCCUGAGCGCUCUGCAGCGCCUGCAGGCUGGCAAGGAGCGACGCACGGCCCUGGACAGUGAGAAGGAGCGCGACAGCCAUGAGGAUGGCGACUACUACGAGGUGGACAUCAAUGGGCCUGAGAUCCUGGCCUGCAAGUACCGCGUGGCCCUGGCAGAGGCCGGUGAGCUCCGGGAGCAGCUGAAGGCCCUACGCAGUGCACACGAGGCCAGCGAGGCCCGGCAUGCUGAGGAGAAGGGCCGCCACGAGGCUGAGGGCCAGGCGCUCGCCGAGAAGGUGUCUCUGCUGGAGAAGGCCGGCGGCCAGGACCGCGAGCUGCUGGCCCGCCUGCAGACAGAGCUGAAGAGGGUCAGUGACGUCGCGGGUGAGACUCAGGGCAGCCUGAGUGUGGCCCAGGAUGAGCUGGUGACCUUCAGCGAGGAGCUGGCCAGCCUCUACCACCACGUGUGCAUGUGCAACAACGAGACGCCCACCCGUGUCGUGCUGGACUACUACCGUGAGGGCCCAGCCGGCGCCGGCCACUGCAGUCCUGAAGCCCACGGACACCGCUCACUAGUCCUGCCCAAGGGGCCACCGGCUGCAGAGGGCGGGGCUGGGGACAGCAGCCUCUCACUGCCCUCACCCCUGAGUGACCCUCGCCGGGAGCCCAUGAACAUCUACAACCUGAUUGCCAUCAUCCGUGACCAGAUCAGGCACCUGCAGGCGGCCGUGGACCGCACCACGGAGCUGUCGCGGCAGCGCCUGGCCUCCCAGGAGCUGGGCCCUGGCACAGACAAGGACCGGGAGGCGCUCAUGGAGGAGAUCCUCAAGCUCAAGUCUCUGCUCAGCACCAAGCGGGAGCAGAUCACCACCCUACGCACCGUGCUCAAGGCCAACAAGCAGACAGCCGAGGUGGCCCUUGCCAACCUGAAGAGCAAGUACGAGAACGAGAAAGCCAUGGUGACCGAGACGAUGAUGAAGCUGCGCAACGAACUCAAGGCCCUCAAGGAGGACGCAGCCACCUUCUCCUCGUUGCGUGCCAUGUUCGCCACCAGGUGUGACGAAUACAUCACACAGCUGGACGAGAUGCAGCGGCAGCUGGCGGCCGCCGAGGAUGAGAAGAAGACGCUCAACUCCCUGCUGCGCAUGGCCAUCCAGCAGAAGCUGGCGCUGACCCAGCGGCUGGAGCUGCUGGAGCUGGACCACGAGCAGACCCGGCGGGGCCGUGCCAAGGCCACCCCCAAAGUCAAGUCCAGCACCCCAAGCGUAAGUCACACCUGUGCCAGUGCCAGCGACAGGACCGAGAGUGCCGGGCUCACUGCCCAGGUGCUCUGCGGCGAGAAGUAUAACGUUUGCUGCGAUUAGGCCUUCGGGCCACCCACCGCAGUUAACCUGUCGCCGCCACCUGUCUGCUUCGUCUCAACUAACCCAGCAGCAGCGGGACCGCGCGCUAGGCUGGUCUUCCCGGGACUAACGCGGAGGGAAGGGUUUAGCUGAGUUGGUGCUUCCUCCCGCCUGACAGUGCAGCUGGGAGUCUGCAGCUCGCCCGGGGACCCCCUUCAUGGCAGCGGCUAUCCUGCGGGAAGGGGUGGGGGUCAAGGUGGGGGCAGAGCCAGGAGUCCUUGAAACAAGGUGGCUUUCCAGGACCCGUGUGCCAUCGGCUCUGCGGUGAAAUGUGCAUGUGUCUAGUGCAGCUGCGCUGCCCAGCACCUGGGAGCAGGUCAGAGGUUCUGAGAGUUCCAGCUGCUGCCUCCGAACAGAAUUACUUUGUAGCUUAUGCACCAUCUCACUGCAAAUCCUAUUUGGGACUAAAGGACUGAAUUUCUCCCCCAGAGAAAGCGCAGCCCUGAGCCCCGAGUCCUCCAGCCCAGGUGAGCGUGUGCGCCGAGCACCGGCCACGCGCGGCAGAGGCACAUCUGGCCACACCGAGAUCAGCUCAGAGCCUCAGCUCCUUUUUCUGAGAUGGGCACACUGGUCUGGAGGCCUGCGAGGUAACACAUUAGCAGGCCCGAAACCUGGGGUUUUUUCCAUGAGAAAAUCUUCCCAAGUGCCUGACCAGAGUCCCUUCCUUGGGGGAAGCCAUCCUUUGGUAUCAGGGUGUCCCUAGCUUUCCAUAAUCAGGCCUUCCUCCUGGGGGGCUUUAGACCCUAAGAAACAGUGUUCUGGAAACCCUGUCAUUGCCAGGUGGCAGCGGGCAGGAGAAGAAGCUGCUUCCGCACCAGAGCUUGGCCACAUUCGGAAGCAGCACCUUUCUCAGUGUUUUUCCUCCCUUUCACCCCACGGAGGCCUCUCCCUGACGGGUGCUCUGUGGCUCAGAGGGGGAGUUGGCAUGGCCCACUCACACAGUUGCCUGCCCCAACUCCACUCUUCCCCUUGGUCCCCACGUGUGUCUCAGUUCCCACCAAACUCCAGAUGCUGCACAGCCCACCUGGGCUUUGCCACCCAUGGGAGCGGAGAGAUGCGGGUUGGGCACCUGACCCCUCUGCAUGCCCGCCCCUGGUUCUGGGCGGCUUUGCUGAAGGGAUGUCGGUUUUGGAUUCCUCUCCCACUAGAGAAGGGUCAGGCCCUCCACCUUGUGCAAGCAGGACUGCUGGGGCCAGGGCUCCACAGCUGCUUCUGCCCCCUCGCUGAGCCUGGCACGCAGCUUCCCUCCGUACUUGUAAGGAAUCUUCACGAAGCACUGGGAGCUGGCGGCUUCCUUAACACACGCAGGUCUCUGCUGCUGACUAACGCACCUGCGCACUCAGCUCGGCAAGAGCUUCUGUUGUCCGACAAGUGACUGGUUCUAACGCUGUCUUGUUUUCUCCCGUUUUCAGCUGUAGAUUAGCUGCCGGGAGAACUCGGCCGCCGGCCCUGUCACUCUGCAACCCCUUCCCUCCCCUCCCGUGGGCCCACGCAGAGGAAGGAAGGGCAGCCUAAAAGUCCACUUAGAAACGUUUUUGGAUAUGCCACUGCAGGUAGCAUUCCUGAGUGUUUAAUGGCAGAGGAAAAAGGCUUUAAAGUUCAGAAAGCUACAGCCGCUGCUUGGAAAGGCUCUUGCACGAGCGCUUGAAGAACCUGCUGGGAAGGCAGCCACCAGGCUCCCUUAGGAACCCGCUAGAAACACUCCCACUGGGGCUCCCUGUUACAGAAGCUCCUUCUCAUUUGAUCAACCUGUGCACUUUUGAUAUUUUGAUAUUACAUUUGCUUCCUUAGUCCCUUGCAUAGAGAUGGUCUCAUGCUGUGGUCGCCUUGUCCUGUGGUGCCGUCUCAGCGCCUGAUGUGCUGUUGGACGUCAGCGUGUGGCACGGAGGUGUCCUAGUGUGCAGCUCAAAGGCUUCCACCCGGCAGGGAGCUCGGCUGAGCACCACGCUGCGGGCCAGCAGCCUGUUAGGUUAUGUGGCCCAUGUUUGAAAUAACUGGUUUCAAAUGCCAUGUUCGUCAAGAAAUCCAGGGUGUUCUGAUUCUGGGGUUUUUCAUAUUGUAUUAUUAUUAUUCUUAGGAAUAGUUCAAUGUAACAAGAAGAAAACUUGACCUUUGCUCUGGUUAAACAGUUAUAGGCACUUGAAAAACAAAAAAAGAUAAAUUAUUGAAUGAGUAGUAUUACCUACAAAUUCCAGAUAUUUCUGGGUUUUAGGAUGUCGUGAAGCAUGACUGAUUAACAGAAUUUUAUACAACUGUACCAGUGAAAUUCCAAAUUGGAAUUGUUUUGUUACUCUGGUUUUGUGCCAAAUUGUGGUACACUUAGAAAAUUCUACAGUCGUCAAAUUUUAGGGUGUUCUAUUUCAACACCUUUUUCUUAAUGAUCAUUGCCAGUAGUGCCUUCAUCAGUUAAGGGAGGUGUCCCGCCUAGUUUAUUCUCUAAAACGGACAAUGAAGAGCUAGUUGGGAAUGUUGAAGGCCGGUGUGGACCAAUAGGUGUGAAGGGGGUAUACCUUCACACCUGAACCUGGGCAUCUUCGUUGAGGGAAAGAAAACAGCAAUUGUACAAAAUUCUGUUAGUCAGUGAUUCUUUACUGUGCAGGUCCUUGCAAACUUAGGGGCUGAGCAAUGAAAGUGAACACAAGCCUUGAGUGCUUUGGGAACCAAACGAAUUUUAUGGGACACGCUAAGCAGGCGGUGUGAGGACCAUGCCGUGUUUGUGAAGAGCCACGGGCAGCAAGGAAGCGGGUGCUGUCGGUCUCGUGCAGGGGGGAGAGGGACUAGCCAUAGUAUUCUUCGCAAACGUGAGAAGAUGUCAUAUAUUCUCUUGCUUGGUGUACCUAAUCACUGUUAAUUUCAGGUAACAGAACUUGCUAAAUGAAGCUUCUUAGCAAACUAAUCUGCCCAGUUUGCUGAGCGAGGUUGUAUGGUCAUACUGGUACUCAAAGAGGAAGAACAAACGUCCUUUCUCCUCCAAAAUACAGGACAAAUUCUAAUAAGUAGUAAGAAUAGGAAGAGUUCUGUUUCCUGGAAUGAGCAUUUCUUAUUCCUAGUUGUAGGGACCCCCUUUGUACCUUCUGUUACAGUGUUGAUUCAUAAGAAAUGUUACAUUUAUGAUAACUUCAUCUAUAUGGGGUAUUUAUUUGCAAUGUCUGAGUACUGUAUUUUUUCCUAUGCAUUGCCUAGUGUCAGAGUGGUGUUGUCUUUAUUAAGAUCGUAUGCAUGUCCUCCUGCCAAGGAACCUUUACACAGACCCACACAAACAACCAUGGCUUCGGAUUCUGAGAAAAUGCGGCAGAGAAUGGAAAAGGAAUGGGAAGGAUAAGUCAGUCGUGACGUGGGACACAGACAUGGUGUGAAAGCCCUCAAAGCCAGUGCACAUAGGAACAGUGGGCCUGGGUGGAGGGUCAUGUUGGUAGGACCAAUAAAUAAAGAAUAAUACAAAGACAAA
This is a messenger RNA of Myotis daubentonii (Daubenton's bat), 6135 nucleotides long. It is a transcript of the gene BICD2, whose product is annotated as BICD cargo adaptor 2. Gene Ontology annotation, molecular function: cytoskeletal adaptor activity; dynein complex binding; dynactin binding. NCBI's taxonomy places the organism in Eukaryota, Metazoa, Chordata, Mammalia, Chiroptera, Vespertilionidae. Gene Ontology annotation, cellular component: cytosol; Golgi apparatus. The record is from RefSeq and is a predicted model, not a curated record. Gene Ontology annotation, biological process: protein localization to Golgi apparatus; regulation of microtubule cytoskeleton organization; microtubule-based movement.